UGCCCUAAAAGGAAGGAGGAAGUGAGAGCUCUCCAGCGAUGGCUGGCUGUCUGUGUGACAGCCCAUGAUGUUCUUUCCGGUCUCGGUAACAUUCUGAAUUUCCACCUGCCCACCCCUCCAGCUUAUAACGCUCAGCACGUGAAAUUAGAGCAGCUCAGUCUCUUUCUAUCUCCCGGUGGACGAGUAGGAGUGGAGUGUCAUGCUGUUUCUCCCAUUUUCCACAGUUCCCCGGAGGUAGAAGAACUCUGGCUGGAGACUCUCCGAGGACAGAGCCAGAGCCGCACGGGAGUGGGAUUCAUCCCUGGACAGCCAGCCCCGACGCUGAUGAAGUUAAUAAGCAACCGCAAUGCUUCAAAAACACUAAAUGCCGGUGAUAUGGAGACACUAAUCGAAUGUCAAUCAGAGGGUGAUAUCAAGGAACAUCCCCUGUUGGCAUCAUGUGAGAGUGAAGAUAGUAUUUGCCAGUUCAUUGAAGUUAAGAAGAGGAAGAAGGUGCUGUCCUGGCCCUUUCUCUUGAGAAGGCUCUCCCCUUCGUCAGAUUUCUCUGGGGCUUUGGAGCCAGAAUUGAAAGCGUCACUGUUUGAUCAGCCCUUGUCGAUUAUCUGCGGUGAAAACGACACACUCCCCAGGCCCAUUCAGGAUAUUCUCACUAUUCUGUGCCUCAAAGGCCCCUCCACGGAAGGGAUAUUCAGGAAAGCGGCCAACGAGAAGGCCCGCAAGGAGCUGAAGGAGGAGCUCAACUGCGGAGGCGCCGUGGAUCUGGAGCGGCGCCCCGUGCACCUGCUGGCCGUGGUCUUCAAGGACUUCCUCAGGAGCAUCCCCAUGAAGCUUCUUUCAAGUGACCUCUUUGAGGAGUGGAUGGGUGCCCUGGAGAUGCAGGACGAGGAGGAGAGAAUCGAGGCCCUGAAACAGGUUGCAGAUAAGCUCCCGCGGCCCAAUCUGCUGCUGUUGAAGCACCUGGUGUACGUUCUGUACCUGAUCAGCAAGAACUCCGAGGUCAGCAAGAUGGACUCCAGCAACCUGGCCAUCUGCAUCGGACCCAACAUGCUCACCCUGGAGAAUGACCAAAACUUGUCAUUUGAAGCCCAGAAAGACUUGAACAAUAAGGUUAAGACAUUGGUGGAAUUCCUCAUCGAUAACUGCUUUGAAAUAUUUGGGGAGAACAUUCCGGUGCAUUCCAGUAUCACCUCUGAUGACUCCCUAGAACACACUGACAGCUCAGACACGUCAACGCUGCAGAAUGACUCAGCCUAUGACAGCAACGACCCCGAUGUGGAAUCCAAUAGCAACAGCACCAUCAACUCUCCCGGCGGGCAGCCCCUGGGGCCCACUGGCCUGGCCGCCAGCCUGGAUGACAGGGGGCCGCGGGACGCCUGUGAGUCGAGGCCGGAGCCCAUUGCAAGCACGGUGGCCAGGCUGAAAGGUCGUCUCAGCCAGCCGGACAGGAGGCACUCGGAGCCCAGCAUGCUGUCCUCGCAAGAGUGCCUCGAGAACCAGACAACAAACCGAAGCCUAACAAAGAGUGAGGACGACCUCCCCACGCCCCGCGAAGGCUGUCGCCUGGAGAGUGAGGACGCUGAAGACCCAUUUCCAGAGGAGGUCUUCUCUGCAGGGCAAGGCAAAACCAAGAGGCCAGUGGACCUGAAGAUCAAGAACUUGACCCAGGGCUUGGCGUUACCACGGGGGCUGGUCCCCAAAGCCCUCUCCAGUGGCUCCCUGGACGGGUGCUCCGACAGCUCGCCCGUGGCUUCUCCCUCCAGCCCCAAAAGAAAUUUCUUCACCAGGCAUCAGUCUUUCUCCACGAAGACUGAAAAAAGCAAACCCAACAGAGAAAUUAAAAAACACUCCAUGUCAUUCUCCUUUGCCUCCCACAAAAAAGUGCUGACCAAAACCCCCAGCUCUGGGAAACCCCAAGUCUUUACCAGAGACCAAGUCACAAAGGGCUCUAAAAAAGAAAGCCAGCUGGCUGGCCGCAUUGUCCAGGAAGACGGGUCUGAAACCCACAGCCCCGCCGCUCUGGGCUGCAGCUCGAGGUCCUGCGCGCUCUGGGUGGACGACGUGUUCCAGCUGGCCGAGCCAGGGGGCCCUGGGAGCCCGCCCUCUUAUGACGAGGCCAUCCGGUGCCAGGCGUGGGAACCUGCCGCCUACGGCAGCCAGACCGUGGGCAGUAUGAGGGCGAGAUUGCUCAGCCAGGACCCCAUCCUGCCACCUCUUCUCCCGUCUCCCCACGGAGAGGACUCAAGAGACAGACGCAGUGGAGAGCCACUUGCUGGGCACAGACUGUCUCCCCUGACCCAGCGUUGGGCACAGAGCAGGACUGUCAGUGCUUCUGUGGAAACUCUGGGGCACUUGGCUGUCCCAGGGAGACCUGAGCUGCACCGUCUGAGGACGGCAUCAGAGACUGUGCAGAAGAAUAAGAGGGACUAUCUAAUGCGACGCUGUAGCCAGCCCAUCUUUGAGGCUGACCAACUGCAAUAUGCGAAAGAAUCCUAUAUUUAGGAAGGGAAGUCAUGCGCCAUGCCAUAGCUCAUGGUGUCUCUGUAAAGAUACGACUGUAUAAAGAACUGCUUUUAGAUUCCUUUUUGAAAGGUCAUGAAUAAGCUCCUUUAGAAAGUGCUGUAGAGCCCUCCUCAGUGAGGACAGCUACACCAUGGUGAUGGCGCAUCAGGUAGUGUCUGUGUGUACCUGGAUCUGUGCAAUAUCUGUGCAAUAUGUAACAAAUGUGUAAAAUGUAUUAUAGACCCGGUGUCAGGUGCAAAGAAUGUCUGCAUAAAUCCCUGCAUACUUUGUUUUUUUGUUUGUUUUUUUUUUUUGCAGUAAAGUUCACUGCUGUGCUCUGCCUCCUGGGGUACUUUUCUAUUGGUUAGUGUUUAAAAAUUAUCUUUGC
Messenger RNA from Propithecus coquereli (Coquerel's sifaka), 2887 nucleotides. It is a transcript of the gene TAGAP, whose product is annotated as T-cell activation RhoGTPase activating protein. NCBI's taxonomy places the organism in Eukaryota, Metazoa, Chordata, Mammalia, Primates, Indriidae. Gene Ontology annotation, biological process: regulation of Rho protein signal transduction; signal transduction. The record is from RefSeq and is a predicted model, not a curated record. The transcript has 10 exons. Gene Ontology annotation, molecular function: GTPase activator activity. Bases 325 to 2499 code for a protein of 724 amino acids.